This is a messenger RNA of Nannospalax galili (Upper Galilee mountains blind mole rat), 700 nucleotides long. RefSeq names its product NADH:ubiquinone oxidoreductase complex assembly factor 2 (gene Ndufaf2). Gene Ontology annotation, cellular component: membrane. The coding region runs from base 61 to 621 and encodes 186 amino acids. The record is from RefSeq and is a predicted model, not a curated record. The transcript has 5 exons. Lineage: Eukaryota; Metazoa; Chordata; Mammalia; Rodentia; Spalacidae. Gene Ontology annotation, biological process: mitochondrial respiratory chain complex I assembly.
UUUGCGUGGGCGGGGCCUCCUGACCCGCUGGGAUCUGCACACUCUGAGCAACGCGCUGGCAUGGGCUGGUCGGGGGGCGUUCUGCGCACCCUGUGGAGCGCGCUGUCAAGAGAGGUGAAGCAGCACGUGGGCACCGACCAACUGGGGAACAAAUACUACUACAUCGCGGAGUACAAGAACUGGAGAGAGAGCAAACUGAGUGCCUCAUCCAUGCGUGCCAAAUUCUGUUCCACUAAGCUAGGACAAACUAUUCGAGAGAAAAGAAUAGUAGAAACAGCCAACAAAAAAGAACUGGACUAUGAAGUGGGAGAUAUCCCAACAGAAUGGGAAGCAUGGAUUAGAAGAACAAGAAAGACUCCACCUACUAUGGAGGAAAUACUGAAGAAUGAAAAAUACAGAGAAGAAAUGAAAAUAAAAAGCAAAGAGUUUUAUGAAAAAGAUAAACUCAGCAAAGAGACUAGUGAAGAACUCUUGCCUUCACCUGUUGCAACUCAAAUCAAAGGGCAUGCCUCCUCACCAGACUUUGGAAAGGAAGAACACUCGGUGGCUCCCACCAGCACUGGUAAAACUUUCCAGCCAGGAUCCUGGAUGCCACAAGAUGGCAAAAGACACAAUCAAUGAAUGUGCUGUGGUAAACCAUUUCAUUUACAUGGAUAUAACUAUUUUAACAAAUAAAAAGCUGAAAGCUGAUUGGUUUGCA